Messenger RNA from Diatraea saccharalis (sugarcane borer), 721 nucleotides. The record is from the annotation of a GenBank genome assembly. Lineage: Eukaryota; Metazoa; Arthropoda; Insecta; Lepidoptera; Crambidae.
CAGUACGGGGUGGUGUACGCGGCGCGCGGGGCGUGGGGGGGGCGCGCGCCCGUCGCCGUCAAGUCCGUGCUGCCCGCCGACGAGCGCCACUACCGUGAGCUCGCCAUGGAGUUCUUCUACACCAGGUAUAGUUCACUCGUGUCGGAGCGGAAGGUGCGCGACCUGCACGCCGCCGUGCGCGCGGGACUCGGGUUCGCGACCCGGAUGAGGAUCAGCUGCGAUAUCGUCGAGGGUAUCACCGCGACAUAAAGAUGAAGAACGUGCUGCUGGACGGCGGCGGGCGCGCGGCGCUGUCGGACCUCGGCUUCUGCGCGUGCGGCGCGCUGCUGGCCGGCUCGCUGGUGGGCACGCCCGUGCACAUGGCGCCCGAGCUGCUCGCGCAGGCCUACGACGCGUCCGUCGACGUCUACGCCUUCGGUCCGCCUUCGAGAUGUUUCUGAACAAGGAGCAGCUCUGGAGCAAGGUGAAGAGAGGUCUCCGCCCGGAGCGCCUGCCGCACUUCACCGACGAGUGCUGGGAGGUGAUGGUCUCCUGUUGGGCCUCGGAGCCCUCCCGGCGAGCCCACCUCGGGGAUGUCCAGCCCAAACUCGAGAGGAUACUCGAAAACGCCCUCGCGUGCGACUCCCCCAUCAGUGAGCUCUAUCCCGGCGGGGAUAGGAGUUCCGACGCUUCCGACGACGACAGUUUGGACGUGACCGGCGUCGAAAGGAAUAUCGUGUGA